AUGGUUCUCGCAGGCAUGCACGGAAAUCGAUCCAUCAUCCGGCUCCUCCUUUCACCACUGACGGCACACCUGCGCGAACGCACCGAACUCCUCGAGGAAGCCUUCUACGGCGCCAUCCAUUCAGGCUGCAUACAGACAAUUCAAUUCAUUCUAUCGCCGGAAUUCGGUCGAAUCGGUAACUUCUCAGGCUGGCUUUGGGAGGAAGUGCUUUGGAUAUCAACCCAUUAUGAGGAAUUUCUUUGGGGGGAAACGCCGUUGUCCACAGGCAUGGCGAACUCCGCGUCUGUCGACUUCUGCCAUCAAUUCUACGAACUCCUGAGAUCGUCCCCGGAACCGAGUAUUUACAAUCAAUUCGGCGAUGAGCCUGACCUGAACGAACAGCUGCAUAGGAUUUGCACGGCGGGUAUUCAGCGUGAGGAUGUCACAAAGUAUCUCCUGGACAAAGGCGCGACAGUACAGGACACCAGCGAUGGGACAAAAAACCGCGUGGAUAUACGAGGUCUCACCCAUGAAAGAAUCAGGCCGGAGAGACCAUGGAACCCGCUUCGCGCGGCGGUCAAGUCUGGGCAUGAGAAGAUUGUUCGUGUACUUCUCGAUGCAGGCGCAGACCCGAACAAGACGGACAACGAUGUGCUCUGGGUCGCAGCGCAGAGUGGCAGAACCGACAUCGUGAGGUUGUUACUCGAUCAUGGGGCCAAAGUUAACAUGGCGCCCUGCCCCGGGGGACGGUAUUACACUUUGACUGGAUGGGAGACACCUCUCCUGGUCGCAGAGCGAAGCGAAAACGAGGCGCUGUGUGAAUUACUAAAGAGCAAAAUGACAGCAGAAGAGAAUGAGGCACACAGAGUUGGAGACCGAGACAGUGAAACAUAUCGAGAAUGGAAGACCUGGAUAGAAUACACGUACGGGAGCAUGGAAGACCUGGAUGAGACCGUUGUACGGAAUUAUGUACCAAAGAACUACUGGGAUUACGGAAAAAUUAUCUGA
Molecule: messenger RNA, 987 nt
Organism: Aaosphaeria arxii CBS 175.79
Lineage: Eukaryota; Fungi; Ascomycota; Dothideomycetes; Pleosporales
Product: ankyrin
Exons: 1
Coding region: 1-987 (328 amino acids)
Molecular function (GO): protein binding
Source: RefSeq, a predicted model, not a curated record